This is a messenger RNA of Bombyx mandarina (wild silkworm), 1002 nucleotides long. RefSeq names its product pancreatic lipase-related protein 2. The record is from RefSeq and is a predicted model, not a curated record. Gene Ontology annotation, biological process: lipid catabolic process. Gene Ontology annotation, molecular function: lipase activity; serine hydrolase activity. Lineage: Eukaryota; Metazoa; Arthropoda; Insecta; Lepidoptera; Bombycidae.
AUGAAGUUCAUAUCGAUACUAUUGGUCACUUGGACGGUUUAUCUGGCUGCAGCCGUGCCCGUCCAAGAGGAUUCAUUUCAUAAAGGAAAGUACCCUCGCUACAUUGAAAUGCCGGACGGUGAUGGAAAUCUGCACACAGUAGAUCUUGAAGCUACACCUGACUAUCAACUUCUCGAUGAAAUUUACAGAAACCCUGCAAACAACCAGUAUUUACUCUUCACCAGGCGCAAUCGUCGUUCCUCCCAAACGUUGACUAUCAACAAUGCUAACUCCGUAACAAGAUCCAACUUCAACGCCAACAACCCAACUGUUGUUAUUGCUCAUGGCUGGCUCAGUAACCAGAAUACUGACAUCAAUCCGACCAUCAGAGAUGCUUUACUUGGCAAAGCUGACGUGAACGUAAUUGUUUUGGACUGGAGAAGACUUGCUCUGUCAGACUACGCUACUGCAGUGAGAGGAGUUCCUGCUGUCGGUCGCGGCUUGGGACAAUUCUUGACGUUCCUUAACGGAGCAACAGGAGCUCCGUUCAACACCAUGCACCUGGUUGGUUUCAGUCUGGGCGCGCAUUUAGUUGGCAAUGCUGGACGUGAACUUGGUGGACGAGUGGCUCGUGUUACCGGUUUGGACCCGGCCGGUCCUCUAUGGAACACCAAUUCUAAUCGCCUCAGUGCAAGAGAUGGGGUUUACGUUGAGGCUAUCCACACUGAUGGCAGUACAACUGGUCUUGGCAUCGGUUCUGCGGUCGCCAAUGCCGAUUUCUUCCCGAACGGCGGAAACUCUCAGCCUGGUUGUACAUUGAGCCUUUGCAACCACAAUCGUGCUUGGGAACUAUUUGCUUCAACCGUGACCAAUAAUCAUCUGGUCGGUAACCAGUGCAACAACAUGGCGCAGGUGUCUGCGAACUCGUGCCGCGGAAACCGUCUCAACAUGGGAAACGACGACUUGAGAAAGAGCGGAUCCGGUCUCUUCAGAGUGAACACAGGCCGAAGAUAUCCCUUCUAA